AUGUGUACCGAAAAGUGUAUCAGAAUUUGCGGAGUCCAUUUCCCCAGGGACUUCAGAAAUGCCACUUUUGAAAAAAAUGGCUCCAUUUGGGUCGACCACGAAACCGCAGUGAUUGACCUUCCUUGGGAUGCAGCGGAGUUCGAUUACUUCAACUACCUCAGGGAAAAGUGUACCUGGAACCCUGUGCACCAAGCCCAGGAGUUUUAUAAGUACAGAUUGCUGCAAUUCAAGCGCUACAACUGGAAGAGGGCUCAGAAGGAAAGCCUUGUGAAGGAGCAUAUGAAGAGAGACAAGCCUCCAGCUCCUGAGCUCAAGCCAGUCAUCCUGGAGACCGUUGAGCCGGUUCCAGAAUUUUCUGAGAAGAAGCCAAUUUCUGAAGCCUCCGUGGCUUCCACCAAUGUGGGUACUUCAAAGGCCUCGAACAAGGCCGUUAGAAUUACUAUUUGCCCACCAAAAACCACUUCCCCCAAGAAGUCCUCAACCAACGAAAAGGUCUCUGCACCUUCCCCCAAAAAGUCUUCAAACAACGAAAAGGUUUCUGCACCUUCCCCCAAGAAGGCUUUAAACAACGACAAGGUCUCUGUGUCUUCUCCCACAGAAAAACCUUCCCCAAAAAGUUCCCAGAGUUUCCUUGUCGAGACUCUGAAGACCGUUCCAGUUUCCACAAACGCGAAGGAAGCUGGAACCAAGGAGGAUUCCGAGUGUCCUCCACCUUCCCAAACCCGGGUUUCCAAGGCUGCGAAGCAAGAGGAAAAGGCAGCUAGAAAGGCUGCUAAGCAGGCAGGAAAGGCCGCAAAGCAGGCCGAGAAGAAGGCCCAGAAGCAGGCAGAAAGGGAAGCUGCAAUGGCUGCCGAGGAAGCUGCAAUGGCAGCUGAACAAGCUGCAAAGGAACAAGCUGCAAAGGAACAAGCUGCAAAAGAAGAAGCUGCAAGAGAGCAAGCCGCAAGGCAAGCGGAGCAGGCUGCAAAGGAAGCUGAGCAGAAGCUUGCAGAACAGGCUGCUAAGGAAGCUGAAGAGGCUGCAAGAGAGAAGUUGAGAUUGUCCAACACUCGCUUGCCUCCUACCCCAAAGCAGUUCAGACGUCGUUACUGGAACGUCAAGGAGCUCGAGGUCCGUGGCCACUACUUGCCCAACUACAGUAACGAAUUCUCUACCAUGCUUAUUCAGGUGGAUGACGAUGAGUCUGACCGCUUGGAGGAUGAUGGAGAGGAUGUCUUCGAGUUCCUGGGAAACGUCGAGAUUUUGGGUUCCGAUUUCAAGGUUACAGAGCCCGAACAUGUUCCAGAACCCGAGCAGGUUCCAGAGCCUGAACAGCCAGAAGAGGUUUUAGAGCCCGAGGUGCCAGAACCUGAAUCCGAGUUGCCAGAACCUGAAACCGUGGUUUUGGAACUUGACACCAAGGUACCUGGGCCUGAAACACAUUUGCUGAAGCCCAAGAACAAUACUGAGUUCUGGCUCGGCGACUUCCCAUUCUUCAUGCUGACCUUGGCCCAAAAGCAGUAUGUCACGUACCUUCCUGGAGACUUUUUCAAGGCUCAGGAGGUAUUCUACCCAAAGGAGAAUGUCUCCUUCUUACCUGGUGACUUUGCUGGCUUCAAGGCUCUCACUUUCCCCAAGAAUCAGUCGGAAUACUUCCCCACCGACUUUUUCGCUUUGUGGAAUGAACCAGCCGUCAGUGCCUCGAGGCCUGUGUGGGACUACACCAUCACCAAUACCAAGAAACGUUUUUGCGGCUUUUUGUUGGUGUUACCCAUGCUAAUGAAGCUUAUGUUUGCUCGAUUGUACUGA
Candidozyma pseudohaemuli is the source of this 1788-nucleotide messenger RNA. RefSeq lists its product as uncharacterized. Bases 1 to 1788 code for a protein of 595 amino acids. The record is from RefSeq and is a predicted model, not a curated record. NCBI's taxonomy places the organism in Eukaryota, Fungi, Ascomycota, Pichiomycetes, Serinales, Metschnikowiaceae. The transcript has a single exon.